UUGGUGCCAAAUAUACUUCGAGCAGUUGUUUAGACUCAUGUCCACAAAGUCACCAUAGAUAAUAAUGAGCACAGUAAAGUGGUUCUUGUGGGCGCAUUGCGCAUACCCGAAAUUUGUAUCUGCAAUUUAACGUCCUUCAAUUCACCCAUCAAUCUUUACAAUUACCAAUGAUCUCCACCGCCAACGCCGCUCCCAACUGGCUCGACCGCCUACGCUCCACCAAGGGUUUUCCCACCGGCGACAAUCUCGACCUCGACCAUUUCCUUAGAAACAACGAUCAUGACACCCCAAAACCUAACUCGUUUGAGUCGAAUCUGUCAGAUUGUAAACGAGUUGUUGAAAAUGGAGAUGAAAAGGAAGAAGAAUGGUUGGGUAUAAUGACCAAUGUCCUGUCGGACCUCUUCAACAUGGGCGAGCCCAACCCGAGAUUUAAAAAGAGUUGCAGGAAACAAGCGAACCCAAAGUUGUGUUUGGUUUCGACAGAAGAUCAAAGUUCGGGGUGUAUGCGAAAAGCCGAAAAUGCCCCGGUGGAGAUUGAGACAAAGAAUAUUGAGAUUGAAGAGGAUGGCGAGAGAGAGCUUGUGGGGUACUCCAGAAACGAAGUGACAGUUAUUGAUACGAGCUGCGCGGAAUGGAAAUUUGAAAAAUUAGUUUUUAGAAAGAGAAAUGUUUGGAAAGUGAGGGAAAAGAAAGGAAAGUCACGUGUUAUUGGGAGGAAGAAGAGGAAAGCAAAUGGGUGUGAUGGAAUUGUUCAUGCCAAGAAAAAGCUUAAGCUUUCCAAUGGAGCUCCAUCAAAACAUGAAGAGAAUCUUCAUGAUGACAAGGGAGACGAAGUUAGUAAAGAUGCAUCAGGAUCAGAUGGCCUUAGCCAAGUUCCUAAAGAUAGGUUACAGGUUUCAAGAGUACCCAAGAAAACUAAAAAAGGAGGCUCAUCCGAUAUCCUUAUAAAAGGCAUGCCUUCAAGGAAGAAAAUGGGAGCAAAAAGUCUAAAGAAUCGAACUCCUGAGAUUGGAUUCGAAAAGCAUCAAGCUGUUUGCAACAAAGCUCUAUCUACUACCUUCCCUGGGUAUCGGGAUUAAAGAUGAAAUCAGAUUACGGACCUCAAACCCAUGGCAUGAUUCUAAUUGUCUUCGCCUAUGACAAGUGAAGUGAAUUUGUUGCCAGCCAUUUCUUUGUAAUUAAUAUUUUUGCUCAGAAGGAUUUCACCGUAAUAAUAUUUUGUUUUUCAA
Messenger RNA from Pistacia vera, 1229 nucleotides. RefSeq lists its product as uncharacterized. The record is from RefSeq and is a predicted model, not a curated record. The transcript is spliced from 3 exons. NCBI's taxonomy places the organism in Eukaryota, Viridiplantae, Streptophyta, Magnoliopsida, Sapindales, Anacardiaceae. The coding region runs from base 168 to 1079 and encodes 303 amino acids.